Messenger RNA from Syngnathus acus (greater pipefish), 1907 nucleotides. RefSeq names its product melanin-concentrating hormone receptor 1a (gene mchr1a). Bases 101 to 1174 code for a protein of 357 amino acids. Gene Ontology annotation, molecular function: melanin-concentrating hormone receptor activity; neuropeptide binding. The record is from RefSeq and is a predicted model, not a curated record. Lineage: Eukaryota; Metazoa; Chordata; Actinopteri; Syngnathiformes; Syngnathidae. Gene Ontology annotation, biological process: neuropeptide signaling pathway. Gene Ontology annotation, cellular component: membrane; neuron projection. The transcript is spliced from 2 exons.
UCAUUCUUAGACCGCUCAGAGCAACGGAGCUCUUGGAAUAACUAAGAGAAAGGAUUUCUUUUUGUCUUCAAAUUCUUUAUUUGACUAACUAGCUUAAGAUAUGGAUUUUCUCAAUGAGUCCAAUUCCUCUCUAGGGUACACCAAUGCAACAUUAGCCGCGGACAGACCUCCUCACUGCAGCACCAUCCUGCUUGUCAUCUUUGGAGUCAUCUUUCUCUUUGGUAUCCUGGGCAACAGCAUCGUCAUCUACACCAUUAUGAAAAAAAAAAAGUGUCGCACCAAGCAAACGGUCCCCGACGUCUUCAUCCUUAACUUGUCCGUCGUCGACGUCCUCUUCUUGCUGGGGAUGCCCUUCCUGAUCCACCAGUUGCUAGGUAACGGCACCUGGCGCUUUGGCGCUGCCAUGUGCACAAUCAUCACGGCGCUGGACUCCAACAGUCAGAUGGUGAGCACGUACAUCCUCACGGCCAUGACGCUGGACCGCUACGUGGCCACGGUGCAUCCCAUCCGCUUCAAUUACAUCCGCACGCCAUGCGUGGCCUCCCUUGUCAUCGCCGUCGUCUGGGCUCUUUCACUGAUCACCAUCAUCCCCGUGUGGAUGUACGCCGGCCUCAUGCCCCUACCUGGAGGACUGGUGGCCUGCGCCUUACUCCUGCCCGACCCGGUCACCGACACGUAUUGGUUCACGCUGUACCAGUUCUUCUUUGCCUUCGCCAUCCCUCUGGCCAUCAUCUGUCGAGUGUUUUUCAAGAUCCUGCAGCACAUGUCCACCAGCGUAGCCCCGCUGCCCCAGAAGAGCCUGAGGGUGCGCGUCAGGAAUGUGACACGAAUGGCGGUGGCCAUCUGUUUGGCUUUUUUUAUCUGCUGGGCGCCCUACUACAUCCUGCAGUUGGUCCACCUGGGCGUGCAAAACCCCAGCGUGGCCUUCUCCUACGCCUACAACAUCGCCAUCAGCAUGGGCUACGCCAACAGCUGCAUCAACCCUUUCCUCUACAUUGUUCUGAGCGAGACCUUCAAGAGGCACUUCCUCAGAGCUGUGCGGCCUGCCAACAGGAAAUUCAAAGUCCAUUCUAACACCACAGAGGCUGGUAGCGUGAGCGUCAGGAUGGUGCCCGAAGGCGCUCACCUGGAGCCGGUAGCUAGGGAGAUACCUUCAAGUGUCGCUCCGCAGUGAUCAAAAUAUGCUUUACCUUUGCUGGAUUAGAUGCGCUGGUUAAUCCGUUUUAGUGCCAUGGGAAGACGCUUGACGAUUUUCACCCUGGGCUGGUAACUGAGCUGCUUGGAGUUUUGGAGUGUGUGUGUGUGUCUGGGGGGGGCACACUCGACAGGUAGCAGCUGUUACUCACACAUUUGCUGGCAAGAUGACAAAAGGCAGCCCGCAAUGUCUCCAUGGUCUCAAAGGUCAGGCUCCGCAAUCAUUUGUCAUGGUAACAAGGAUCCAGAUUUACCGUACCAUAGGCCCAUCUGUAUACAGGGUGAGGGUACAGAGAAGUUUACUUGCAUGACAAAACUAAUAAAUAAAUAAAUUACAGUGUGUAAACAAGUCUGUGUUGUAAUUCUACAGCUUUUUAAUGAAGGCAUUGUACAGUUACUGGUUAUUGAUUGUGAGAAAAUGCAUUGUUGUCUGUAACUGCCACAUUGUCAUUUUUGCAUGGAUUAUUUUUUUUUUUUUUUGCCAGCCACACCAGAGAGUGGUGGUGAAGAAAUAAAUUCAGCAGUCAAAGGAAAACCACUUAUUCCAAAUCCUUCUGUUACUGUAUCCAACCCCUAAUUUAUAAAUAUAAAAACAUUUGUCCUGUAUUAUGUCGACUGUUUUAUUAUUAUUAUUAUUAAUUCUUGAAAAAGCUGAUGUGUUGGACGAAAUGUUUUUUCAAUCAGCAGGAAAAAAAAAGUCAAUUUCAACAUUU